AUGGUUUUUAUUCAAAACUUCCUUCUUAAAUCCGUCAAAAAGUCAUUUCGUAGCCACCUUCGAAGUCGUUUUCUAGACACGCUUCGGUUGACAACGAAAGGAGGCCACGGUGGAAAUGGAUUUCCCAAAUACGGUGGAGCCGGGGGUCAAGGAGGUGCGGUGUUUUUCGUUGCCAAAGAAGGCAAAUCGUUGCGUGAUAUAGUUUCAAAGCAUCCCAACAAACGGAUAGUAGGCGGAAAUGGGGAGGAAAGUUCAAAGGUUAGACUUAUCGGGCGAAGAGGCACGGAUCAGAAGGUGGAAGUGCCGGUUGGCAUUCGCGUGCUGGAUCAGGAAACAGGAGGAGUGAUAUCGGAACUAGACAAAGAUGGGAAAACCUUCCUUGCUGCUGGUGGAGGAAGCGGAGGCUGCUCUGGAAACUCUUUCCUCGGAAAGCCCGGACAGCAACGCACACUCACACUCGACUUAAAGCUAAUUGCGGACGUUGGACUAGUGGGGUUUCCGAAUGCUGGCAAGAGUACUCUGGUGAAAGCCAUCUCGAAUGCAUCUCCGAAAAUUGCCUCAUACCCUUUUACCACUAUUCGACCCCAAAUUGCCACGAUUGAGUAUGAAGAUUACCGCCAAAUAACGAUAGCGGAUCUGCCUGGGCUUAUCGAGGGAGCACAUGCAAAUUUCGGAAUGGGUCACAAAUUCCUGAAACACGUAGAGCGGACCAGCCUUUUGCUGAUCAUCGUGGAUGUGUUCGGGUUUCAGCUCAGCCAGCAGCACCGGAAGCGUAACUGUUUGGAAACAAUUUACGCGCUGAACCGAGAGCUCGAGCUGUACGAUAGGACAUUGCUUGAUAAGCCGUGUGCUCUCAUAAUCAACAAAAUGGACAAGGAAGGCGCAAUAGACGAGAUUUGUAAAUAUGAAAAUUACUUCCACUCGUUAGAAGAUGGUCUUAAGUUGUGUCCAGAUGAUUUGGUUCCCCAAAAGCUACUUUCCAUCGAUACAGUUAUACCAAUAUCCGCUAAAAAUAUGGCGGAAAUAAAGAAGGUUAAGCACGAGGUCCGAACGAUUCUAGACAUCCGAGCGGAACAAAAGCUGCAAGAAGAAUAUUCAGACAAGGAAGAGCAGCUUCGUUCAAAAAUUAAUGAGAGAGGUCCAAAAGUGGUGUAG
This is a messenger RNA of Anopheles nili, 1155 nucleotides long. RefSeq names its product GTP-binding protein 10 homolog. The coding region runs from base 1 to 1155 and encodes 384 amino acids. The transcript is spliced from 4 exons. NCBI's taxonomy places the organism in Eukaryota, Metazoa, Arthropoda, Insecta, Diptera, Culicidae. The record is from RefSeq and is a predicted model, not a curated record. Gene Ontology annotation, cellular component: mitochondrion. Gene Ontology annotation, molecular function: magnesium ion binding; GTP binding; GTPase activity.